AUGGUGGUGGUGGUGGCGGUUAUAGAAGUUGUGGUGGAGGUUGUGGUGGUGGUGGUGGCGGCGGUUGCGGUGGUUGUGGUGGCGGCUACGGCGGCGGUGUGUCUAGUGGUUGUGGUGGUGGUGGUGGUGGUGGCGGUGACAACAGCGGUAGUGGUGGCAGUGGUAGUGGUGAUUGUGGUUGUGGGGGUGGGGUUAGUGGUCGUGGUGCUGGUGGUGGUGGUGGCGGCGGCGGCAGCGGGGUGGUGCAUGAAGGGCACAUUCUCACGUGGUGUAGGUGGUGGUGGUUGUGGCGACGGCUGUGGCUCUCUCGGUGGUCGUGGUAGUGGUGCUAGUGGUGGUGGUUGUGGUGGUGGUGGUUGUCAUGAUGGUGGUGAUGGCGGCCGUUGCGCCGAUGGUGGUGGUGGUGGUCGUUGUGGUGGUAGCAUUGAUGGUGAUGAUUUUUGUGCUGGUGGUUGUUGUGGCGGUGGCGAUAGUCGCGGCGACGGUAAGGGUGGUGGUUGUGGUUGUGGUGGUGGUUGUGGUGGUGGCAGUGGCAACGGUGGCAGUGACGAGAGUGGUGGUGGAUGUCAAACGGCGGUGGCAGCGACGAUGGUAGUGGUGGUGGUUGUGGUUGUGGUGGUUGUGGUAGUUAUGGUGAUGGCGGUGGUUGUCAUAGUGGUGGUUGCGGGAGUGGCGGCGACGAUGGUGGUGGUGGUGGUAGAAGUUGUGGUGGAGGUUGUGGUGGUGGUGGUUGUUGCGGUGAUGGUGGCGGGGGUGGUGUUGGGGGUGGUGGUGGCAUCGGAAGAGGUGGCAAUGGUGGUGGUGAUGAUGGCGGUGGGUGGUAGUGAUGGUUGUAACGACGAUGGUGGUGGUCGUUGUGGUGGUGGUGGUGCCGCAUGCGCCGACGCUGGUCAUGGUCGUGGUCAAAGCAGCAGCGACGGUGGCUGUGGUGGUUUUUGGUGGUGGUGGUUCUAG
Messenger RNA from Vigna radiata var. radiata (mung bean), 954 nucleotides. Its product is annotated as glycine, alanine and asparagine-rich protein-like. The record is from RefSeq and is a predicted model, not a curated record. Bases 1 to 954 code for a protein of 317 amino acids. The transcript has 3 exons. NCBI's taxonomy places the organism in Eukaryota, Viridiplantae, Streptophyta, Magnoliopsida, Fabales, Fabaceae.